Messenger RNA from Parus major (Great Tit), 1888 nucleotides. It is a transcript of the gene GATAD2A, whose product is annotated as GATA zinc finger domain containing 2A. Gene Ontology annotation, biological process: negative regulation of transcription by RNA polymerase II. The transcript is spliced from 3 exons. The annotation marks the transcript as partial. Gene Ontology annotation, molecular function: sequence-specific DNA binding. Gene Ontology annotation, cellular component: NuRD complex. Lineage: Eukaryota; Metazoa; Chordata; Aves; Passeriformes; Paridae. The record is from RefSeq and is a predicted model, not a curated record.
UGGGCCAAUUCCAGGAAUUUUUCCCUCAGGGAAGGUGCCACUGGGCUAACCCGCCAUGUUUGUCCCUCAGGGAAGGUGGCGGUGGCCGUGUCCUGCCGGGAGCCCUACCUGUGCGCCCAGUGCCACACGGACUUCACGUGCCGCUGGCGGGAGGAGAAGAACGGCACCAUCAUGUGCGAGACCUGCAUGGCCUCCAACCAGAAGAAAGCGCUGAAGGCCGAGCACACGAACCGGCUCAAGGCCGCCUUCGUCAAGGCCCUGCAGCAGGAGCAGGAGAUCGAGCAGAGGAUCCUGCAGCAAACGGCCCCUCCUGGGCAGCCCAAGGCCGAGCCCGUGGGGCAGCACCACGCGCUCAAGCAGAGUUCCAGCCAGAUGUCCCGAGGUGCUGGUGCUUCCAGAGGGGUCCUGCACACCUUCAGCUCCUCCCCAAAGCUCCAGAGCUCCUCGGGCACCCUCGGGAGCCGGCCCGGAAAACACUCGGAAAGAUCCGGAAAAGGAGGAGCGAGCGCCUGGAAGAAAAAUCCCAUUGGCACAGGUGGGGCCCUGCCCUUCGUCAGCCCCGCCCUGGCCGUGCACAAAUCGGCCUCGGCCGUGGAGCGGCAGCGCGAAUAUCUCCUGGAUAUGAUCCCGCCCCGCUCCAUCCCACAGUCGGCCACGUGGAAAUAAAAUUCCCGAGGGAGAACUUUUUACCAGGCUCUGCCAUCCUUUGGGAUUUGGGUUUUUUUUUUGUUUCUUUGGAAUUUUAUUUUUUUUUUUUUAACCACAAUUCCGUGGAAUCUGCUUUAAUUCCCAGCUGGAAAAACGCCCCGAGGCUUUUUUUAGGAUGCGACAUCACCGAUCCUCAUCCGUCCCUGCCGGGAGAAAAGCGAAUCCCGGCUCCGUUGGCUCCCAGAUUUUUCAUGGAAGCUGGCAGGGAAAAAGAGGAAGAAUUCCUUUAAUUUGUUAUAUUUUUUUUUGGCUUUUUCCCUUAUUUAGUUUUGGAAUUUUUUUGGCACCAGCACAACACAAGGACUCAGCGAUUCCUCUUCCGCCGAACGUUUUUUUUGCCGGGAAAACGCCUCCGGAAUUCCGGAAUUUCGGGGGUGUGGAGAGAGGAAUUCCAGCCUCAUCCUGCAUUUAGUGAGCCGAGUUUGUGGCUGCUCCUUUUUCCCUGCUCCUCUUCCAGCCGGGAAAGCGGGCGGCUCAUCCCGAUAUUCCCAAAAUCCCGACGAUUCCGUGCAGAAGAAAAACUCAAAUUCCCGAUUCCGCUUGAGAAUGGUUCGGUUUUGUUUCGUUUUCCUUUCAGGAAAUCCCAAAUCUCGGCUGGAAAGUGGGAAUUGCGGGAGAUUCCCGCUUUUUUUUUUGGAUUCUGGUUGGAAUAAACUUCGGAAGCGUUGGGAAUUUCCAAACCUUGCAGUUACUGAGAGACAAAAAUCCACCUCGGUUCUUUCUCAUCCCGGGAAUUUUGGGCUUUUCCCGAAUUUCCCAAAGACUCCAAAGCGAAUUUUGGGAAUUUUAUUUUUUUCCUUUGGGAGGGUUGGUUGGGAUUUGGUUUUAUUUUGGGGAUUUUUUUUUGGGGGGGGGAGGGAAUUUUCUGUUUCCUUUUCUGUUGUUGUUUCGAGGGAUAUUAUUCCAGGAUUUCCAGGAAUUCCAGAAGGAAAAGUCGGGAGCGAUUCCCAAUUCCCACCAGGAAUUCCGGCCCUUCCCAAGAUUCCAGUUCUUCCAGGCAUCCCCAGCACCCUCCUGUAUCCAUUUGGGAUGAAGUUUUCCAUCUUUUUUUUGGGAAUUCCAGAGUUUUAACCCAAAAUCCAUCCAGGACCGCUUUGGUUUCAUUUCCAUUUCUCAUCCUCUUUUUUUUUUUGUUAUUUUUUCCUUGGAUUUCUUCCCGAAUUCCACACAAAUCCAAAGG